CAUCCUCCAAAUUAUACAUGGAGAUCGUGAGCAGAUCGAACAUCCAAUACAUCCAAUAUCUUCUUGGUUUACCUAGGUAGGUGUUAGAUAUGCUGUUGGUGUUGAGCCAACAAGCACUAUUCUCGUCAUCAUCAUCAUCGCAUGCAAGCCUAAUCCUACCGUACCGCAUAUGCAGCACCGUUUAUUUAGUUCGCCGACAAAAAACUGCAACCCCACAAACGCCAAGUCCUUUCUUCAUCGCCAAAUACGGUCAGACUCUCCAUUAGGUACGCCCAAAUCGGGAACUUCUAUCCACGGACCCUUAAAAGGCUCGUGGUUCUACUAUAACUGAUGGAUAUCUUAAUACUAACAUUGAACCUAACCUACCUACGGUCCUACCUACCAAGGUACGUAUCAUACCUCGUUAUUAGUUCCCAGGUAUUGUACGAAUACCUAGGCCAGGUACUGCGCCACUGAGUCUCUGGGGGCCAAACUCGCUGAGCCUCACUCAUAGGUGACCUUAGCUCUCACUACUUGUAUGUAUUAUGCCCGCCUACGGUUAUUUUCGGUAGCCCUUCAACUACUAUACACUCAUAUGCACAGUAUUGUGCCUACAUAUAGUUAUAUUGAGCCGGGGAAUAAUACCUCUUCAUGCUUACCUUACGUAGGCAGCAAUGCGGAGGUGAGCUCAUUAUUAAAUACCGAACCGGCACGUUUUCCCACGUUUCCACACUUCCAAGUGUUGUCUCUCUUAUACUGGGAAUCUGAGUCAUAUAAAAGACAGCAAGUCAUCCAUUCAACCUACCAUGUUUCAGUUAUCAGAAUUGGGCACACCCAAGCUAUAUAUAGUUACUUGUAUUGACUCUUUGGAACCUUUCGCGCCCUUGGAAGACUGCAGGGCUGAGGCGUUCUCGCUGAGAAUGACCAAUUAGCACGAAUGGGAGGGCUUUCUAGAACAAUCCUACUCAUAGAACUUUGCUGUCUACUUUAGUAUCUAGUGCUUAGGUGGUGUUGUAGAUAAAACGCCCCUCUGUAUAUUCAUAUAGAUAGGCUCACGUAAACCCCGGCUUAGCUUCAAGUCAUAAAAGCUCCUUCGGAGAAAAGGCACUGCAGCGGCAGUCUCUCAU
Messenger RNA from Hypoxylon fragiforme, 1106 nucleotides. RefSeq lists its product as uncharacterized. The transcript has a single exon. Lineage: Eukaryota; Fungi; Ascomycota; Sordariomycetes; Xylariales; Hypoxylaceae. The record is from RefSeq and is a predicted model, not a curated record. Bases 518 to 841 code for a protein of 107 amino acids.